UCCUCAUCCCCUCAGCUUCUCAAGUCUCCAGCAGCACUCUUUCCCAGCACCCGGCUUUUCUUUCCCAAAGGACUCUCUGCCAGAUCUUUAGCAACAGAAAUCACUCUUUUUCCAAGACACUCUUCGUUAUUCCAACAUGCAGAUCAAGGCCCUCAUCGUCGCCCUCUUCGCCGGCAUCGCCAUGGCUAUGCCCACCGACCCGCCCAAGCACGGCGGCGGCGGCGGCACCACCCCUCCCCCCACCGGCGGUGACGGCGGCAGCGGUGGUGGAAAGUACGACCCCUGCCAGGGCAGCGGAGCCUACAACAACGCCCAGUGCUGUGCCACUGACAUCCUCGGUCUUGCCAACCUGGACUGCGCCCCUCCCCCGUCUCUUCCGACCUCGUCCAGCAGCUUCACCUCCAUCUGCGCCGCGAAAGGUCAGCGUGCUCGCUGCUGUCUGCUCCCUGUUCUUGGACAGGCACUUCUCUGCCAGGCACCCAUCGGCCAUUAAACCAGCCGUUCUGUACAACCAAGAGUAUUAUUCCGCUGCUGGAUGACUCCUCGAAGAAUUCCAAGUCUUUUUCCACAUUAGUCGAGGAUAUUGUUUGGGGGGAACAAAUUCCUUUGUUGAAGCCCAGCUUCUGUUCUCCCCCAAGCUUUCAUCCCCUUCCUUCUCCUUUGGCUAAUUGUUACCGAAAGACGCUGUUUGACUUUUACGCACCUCACACUUAUCGCAACCUCACACGGGAAACCGGUUGGCCUCGGUUUCUUUUCACGCUCCUUAUGAUGAUGAUUUACACUGGUUUUCUUUCCUUAUCCGCCGGGGUGCUGGGGAUAUAUUUCUUUUGUUACAAGGUGCAAAAUGGGGGAAACUGCGCAGUUGGAUUUCUUAUCAUGGGGAGCUAGUUAGGUCCCUUUCUUACAGAAAUACAAAGAACCCGUUUAACGCCA
Molecule: messenger RNA, 933 nt
Organism: Pyricularia oryzae 70-15
Lineage: Eukaryota; Fungi; Ascomycota; Sordariomycetes; Magnaporthales; Pyriculariaceae
Exons: 3
Coding region: 137-493 (118 amino acids)
Cellular component (GO): extracellular region
Source: RefSeq, a predicted model, not a curated record